This is a messenger RNA of Vigna radiata var. radiata (mung bean), 726 nucleotides long. RefSeq lists its product as uncharacterized. Bases 1 to 726 code for a protein of 241 amino acids. The transcript has 2 exons. The record is from RefSeq and is a predicted model, not a curated record. NCBI's taxonomy places the organism in Eukaryota, Viridiplantae, Streptophyta, Magnoliopsida, Fabales, Fabaceae.
AUGUCACUGCAAGAUUUCAUGAAAAUAAUGCUUGAGAAAAAUUCAGAAAUCAAGAAAUUAAUUGUAGAUUUAACUCAGAGGGUGGAAAAGUUAGAGGCUAAGGAGUCAAAUAAGUUGCAUGCACAAACAGUAAUCAACCCGCAAAAUGUAAGUGUUAUUACUUUAAGAACGGGUAAGCAAGUACAAGGCCCUAAAGGAGCCCAAGAGGAUGAAGAUAAGAAUAAUAAAGAUGAACAAGUUGAUGACAAUGGAGGACCAAAUGAAGCAUCACCUGAGACUACCACUAAAAAAUCCAGGUUAGUACCUCCUAACUCUUCUUCUAAAAAUUCUUCUUCAUCUUAUUCUCCACCUACUCCAUAUCCUAAUUGGUUGAAGCUGAGAAACAAAAAAAUGGAGGAGAUAGACCAAGGGAUCUUGAAUACUUUCAAAAAGGUGGAGAUUAGCAUUCCCUUGCUAGAUGCUGUUAAGCAAAUCCCUAAAUACGCCAAGUUUUUGAAAGAAAUUUGCACAAAUAGAAGGCGUUUUGGGGAUAAUGAGACUACUGGUGUGGUCAUUCAACUGGCGAACCGUAGCACAGUUAACCCUGCAAGUGUGCUUGAGGACGUGCUUUUCCAAGUAGACAAGUUAAUUUUUCCUACAGAUUUUUAUAUCUUGGACGUGAAGGACGAAGAAGGAAUCAGUCCAAACACUAUUAUCUUGGGAAGACCCUUCAUGAUGACAACAUGA